AUGUCCCUUUCAUUGUCUGAUCGAGGUUCUGAUGCUCCUGGCAAGCGACAGGAUAUGGAUCAAAUGGAUAUAGAGCAAGAAGGGUCAUCAACUACGAAACCCAUUGUUGGGUUGCUCUCUCAGACGCUGGUCUCCAGCCCCAUCAUCCAAUUGAUUCUACCAGCGCGCUUGAGAAGCAAGCACCAAAAUGAUGUCGUAUUUGUUGGCGAAAGGCACAUACAAAUCAAAGAAGCACUAUCAGGCGUCCACUUGGAAGACGUCAAUUCAAAAUCUGACUUCGAUGCCUACAUCAUGGCAGCGAAGGUCAUCAAUGUGAGCACAGAAUUACCUUGGGAGGCCCAGAUGAAGCUGGCAGCCAGCAAAGCAACUGUCACGGAUCCUGGAUCGCGGCAAGAGCUCCCACCACAAAUACUGGUUCUCAGUCUUGCAUCGAGAGAACUAGUCUUCCUUUAUUUUUCGUCAACGAGCGGCCACUUCAUUCACCAUCAUCGACCUUUACCAAAUGAUGUCAGUACAUUCGAGAGGUUUGGCCGGAACAUCGCGGUGGAGCCGCGGUCCCGUGCGGUAGCAGUUAGUGCUUCGGCCGACUAUUUUGGAGUGUUCAUGUUGAAGAAGCCGCCAGUUCUCCAGUCACAGAUGGCUUCAAGCCAAUUAGAUCCUAUCACAGAGGAACGCUUCUUUCGGGUAGAAGGCGACAUCCUGUUCAUGGAGUUUUUGUACCCGAAAGCCGAAGAUGGUGAUAAAGUCAUUCUGCUGCUCUUGGUUUCACAGGAUCAGGGGACGCAAGCUAUCUGCUAUGAAUGGCAUGCAGACGAGACAAUACGACGAGUGUCUCCAAGGAUUACAAAGAGGUCUCUGCCUCCUGAAGAUACAUUGCCCACGAUGUUGAUUCCAUUGACCAAGACGUCCUCCUUUAUGCUAAUCACAACGACUUCAAUGGCUGUCUACAAGAAUAGGCUUGACCCGCGAACACAGGCCAGUCGAUACCCUCUCCCUGUGCCUGAUCGCGAAUCUAAAAAAGCACCACUUUGGACGCGUUGGGCAAGGCCAUUGCGCAAUUGGUCAUAUAACCAAAGACACGACGAUAUCUACCUUUGCCGUGAGGAUGGUAGGGUCUUUUAUUUGGGGAUCGGCAACGAAGGGGAACUGGAAAAUCAAGCCCAUCUGGGACAACUCUGCUGCGACGUCGAUGCUGCAUUUGAUAUCCUCGAUAUUGGUCAUGAAGGUGGAGACCUCCUUUUGGCCGCUGGAACCACAGGAGACGGCGGCCUUUUUGUUCAAAAGGCUCGUGACCAACCUCGAUGUGUCCAAAAAUUCAUCAACUGGUCCCCAGUUACGGAUUCCGUCAUUGUGAGCUCCGGCCAAGACUCAUCAGCCUCAGACACAGCCAGAGACCGAUUAUUCGUGUGCUCCGCGUCCUCCUAUGGGCGAGGUGCAAUAUUCGAACUUCGCCAUGGCUUGGAGGCACAGAUUGGCUUGGUCGUCUCCCUUGAAGAGUUGUCAAGCACGAGGGAUAUUUGGACAAUGUCGGAUGAUAUGAAUGGAGGUGUAUACAUAUUAAUCUCCGAUCCCGUCUCCUCUAUUCUUCUGUAUCUGUCUGCGGACUUCGGGGAAGAGAUGUGUGCUAUAGACGAAGCAGAUUCUGGGCUGGACUUUAGUACCCAGACCUUGGCAGCCGGAUGCACCAGCUCCGGCGUGCUUGUCCAAAUUACUGAGAAGGCGAUUCUUCUCGGUACAGCGAAUGAGACCACUCUGAGGGCUCGCUUUGAGUUUGGCGCUGACCAAAGUGUUGCUGUUGCUGCCGUCCACAGCUCGGCAUCAUUGAUUGUAUCUGCUGUGCGAACAAAACAUGAGAUGCACCUCUCUCUCAGGAGCAUUAACAUUUCCCAAGACCAGCUUCACUUGUCCGAGAUUGAUCAGCCUUUACCAUUACCCUAUGAGCCUGUUUGCAUUCUCGUUGAGGUUCUGGGUACUUUUACUCUCAUAUUUGUUGGCACAGGCAAUGGGAAAGUCUUGAUCUACAACUUUAGAGACUCAACCAUGCUCCUGUCAGAAGUCUCCACUGAAGUGGAUAAUGGAGACGAUCUGUCGAAAGCAAUCGAAAGCCUUGCUGUGCUCGCCAUUGACACCGUUGGACCUUCCCAGAAAUACACAAUACUCUGUGGGUUAAGAAGCGGUAUUCUGGUCCCGUUUGAGAUGACGUUAGACCAUGGUGACAAGAAAUGUGCAAUUGGGGUCAAACAAGCGAUUCCCCGUCGAAUUGGGGAUACUUCUGUCAAGAUACAAAGUAGGGGACACUUCGCUUUGCUGACCUGUGGACGUGGGUUCUGGCAGGCGUCGUGUCCGCGGAAAGACGGCGUAUUAGACCCUAAUCUUCACAUGCAGAGGAUAUGGGUCACCGAUCAGAAUAACCCUGCGUAUCAUCCAGGCAACGUCCACAGUUUCGCCAUGGCAAGAGUCAUUGAUCCCAACAUCGAUGGCGAAUCCGACACCUUAUUCUGCAUCGCCGACGGUCAGCUUUUGAUUUGCACGCUGGAUCACGCUGCGAAGACAGUUCCUCGAAGGAUUGAUCUACCAGGAAGCGCGAGCAAGUUAGCUUAUUCCAACUAUCUGCGAAGCCUCAUUGUCGCGUACACUCGAACUGAACUCGAUACGGAAUCUGAUCCAAUCAGAAGACUGACCCGGCCUUUCAUUGAGUUCGUGGAGCCGGAUACGCAACACGGGGUCUCAAAGUCCGUUGACAUCUGUGAAGACGGUUAUUCGGCGUGGAGACCUCAUGGAGCGGCUGGAGAAAAGAUCAGUUGUAUCUUGGAAUGGACACCUAAGAAAGGCGAUGAAGAAUACCACUUCAUUGUUAUCGGAACAGCUAGAAAACAGCAGCAAGAACGGGGACGAGUCAUUUUUCUACAAGCGUCCCGCAACUCGUCCGAUUCAUCGAGGAUUGAAUGCUCCGUGAAAUAUAUCCAUAAAUUUGAGAGUCCUGUUUACGCGAUUGCUCCAUACGGUGACUUCACAUUGAUGGUCUCGACGGGUCAUGAGAUCGUACCAUUGGAGCCCAAGCUGUCACAGACACGUCGUGUUCGAGCAGCGAGGUACCCAAUGCUUUCCCCAGCGAUUUCCUUAAGUUGCCAUGAACCCUACGUAUACAUGUCGACAUCGAGGGAGUCGCUGAUGGUGCUCAAAUCCUCUGACGACAAGUUGCUGCUUCAUGCUUACGAUCGUCAGAAGCAUGACGGACUUUCUCAUAUUCACAUUGGGGGUGAGACUAAUUUGACGAUCACCAGUAGCAGAGGCGGCAGAGUCAGCAUACUCUCAGAGAAUGGUGUUACGGCCAACGACAAAAUGAUGCCAGUUGCGCUGUGUGAAGCACAUCUUCCAUCAUCCGUGAUGAAGCUCAUCUCAGGAUCUAAACCAUCUCCAUUUUCUCUCUCAUCGCAAGUGUACUAUGGCACCGCUAUGAACGGGAUAGCAUAUCGGUUUUUAACCCUAAAAGAGAAAGAGUGGCGCUUACUACGUCUGCUGCAGAAUCUCUGUAUCAGAGAUCCAAUACUAUGCCCUUUCACACCCAAAAGGAAACGAAGACGCAACCCGGCGACGAAUGGUAUCGCAGAGCCCCAGCCUUCACACAUGCACAUCGACGGCGGCAUACUGAGUCGCCUCGUGAUGCGUGGUCCGGAUUAUUUGACAAAAAUGUUGACGACCCAGGAUUUUGAAGACGCAGCCUUUCCAGAAAACGGCACUGCUCAAGCCACUCUGGAGCUAUUCACUGAGCUGUCCAGCAAUCUGCUGGGAGAAUCCCCUGACCAAGUCGAAAGGGUCAUGAGAUGGUUGGAGAAGGCCCUUCAUGUGGAGUUCUGA
Aspergillus udagawae is the source of this 3858-nucleotide messenger RNA. RefSeq names its product protein thtA (gene thtA). Lineage: Eukaryota; Fungi; Ascomycota; Eurotiomycetes; Eurotiales; Aspergillaceae. The coding region runs from base 1 to 3858 and encodes 1285 amino acids. Gene Ontology annotation, cellular component: U2 snRNP; nucleus. The transcript has 5 exons. The record is from RefSeq and is a predicted model, not a curated record. Gene Ontology annotation, molecular function: U2 snRNA binding; protein binding. Gene Ontology annotation, biological process: mRNA splicing, via spliceosome.